Molecule: messenger RNA, 1273 nt
Organism: Trichomycterus rosablanca
Lineage: Eukaryota; Metazoa; Chordata; Actinopteri; Siluriformes; Trichomycteridae
Gene: cmtm3
Product: CKLF-like MARVEL transmembrane domain containing 3
Exons: 5
Coding region: 183-707 (174 amino acids)
Cellular component (GO): membrane
Source: RefSeq, a predicted model, not a curated record
GCGCCCCCUCCGCCUCACUGUUUCCGUUUCCGCGCUGUGUGCGCACUGGAGGCGGCUUUUCUUUUUCCUCUUCUCUCCAGAACGAAGCUAAAGGAACUAAAACUGUCCCGACUCGGACCUUCAGCACUCGCCCUGCAUGCGGGGUAUCUAUUAUUAUUAUUAUACUACUACUAACAGUAAUAAUGGGGGAUAUUGAAGCUCCGGACGGACAGGAAUCCGGGACUGGAUCACGUGUUGGAGCGGUUUUUUCUCUUUUAGUGAAUAAAGAAGUGAUCGGAUCCAGAAAGGGACAACUCCUCAUAGCCGAAGUGGUCGUAUCUUUGAUCAGUUUCGUGUGUUUUUGUGCUUCGACAGCAGCCGUGUUUGUUACAGCGCCUCUUCUGGCCUUCAUCGCCGCGCUCCUCAUCCUUUUCGCUUAUUCCAUUAAAUAUAACCAGAAAUUUAAAGGGUUUCACUGGCCGCUAAUGGAUUUCUUGCGCUGUGUCAGCGCUUCCAUCAUCUUUUUCAUAAUCUCCAUUAUGGCCGUUGCUAAAUACCCCGAUGGAUCGUCUAAAGCUGCCGGAGUUUUCGGGUUCGUCGCCACCAUCGUAUUCGCUCUGGAUUUCUAUUUUAUCUUUAACGAGCUCGCCGAUUUCCUGAAGGGCGGCGGCUCGAACCAGGAACCUCAGAAUGCACGAGACGCGGACUCGGAUUCUGAUUCGGACUAGCGUCGAUCGUGAUCGUGAAGGACCCUGGGAGAUGAACCACUAAUGUGCCCGAAGGGAAAAAACCAUGACCUGCACAUUUUUAUUUGUGUCUGUGUCAGAGUGUCUUUAUAAAGUGUGGGCUAACUCUAUAUACGACGCUACGUUUGUACAUAGGUAUUAAAGCACGACGAUCGCUUUCGGUCUGUGGAUAAAUAAUCUGACAUUAUCACGGCAGUGCAGAUCGUAGACGUAGAUUGGUGCAGUUUGUGUUUAUUAUCAGUGAUCAUCAAGGCAAAAAGUGUCACUCACAUUCAGAGUCGAGAUGUUCGCUUGCGUAGAGGGCGGCCGGUUUCAGAUAACUUCAAGGUUUCCGGAUUUUUCCUGGGUACAGAAAAUAGUGAAUAAGUGAUUAGGUAGCCAGACUGCACGCUGCCUUAUUUUUUCCAGUAUUAUAUAUUUAUUUACAGACCAAUUAAAGAGGUGAAUUUUAUAAAUGGAAGCGAUCUACACAAGAACAUUUGUCGUAUUGUCUGAUAUACAGUGUCUGUUUACAUGUUACUAAUGAAGUUGUCUUUAUUUGUUCAGAA